AUGAGAGCUUUCCUUUCUGCCCUUGAUGAUCGAGUGUGGUAUACUAUUGAGAAUGGUUGGACUAAACCAACCAAAACUGUGGAAGAUGAGGUUAUACUAACAUGGUAUGAAUGGUUCACUGGCAAGUUUAUUGCAAUAUCCAUUGAAAAUAUUGACAUGGUCACUAAUACAAUUGUCAAGAUCUUUGAAGCAGCACUAUGGAAAUCAGCUAAUCAAGAUCUUAGGCCAAAUCACUUUGGCAUGGAUUGGGCUGCCGAUUCUGUUACUCACCCACACUACUUUGAUGGGAGCAACUAUGCUGCACGGAAAGCUAAGACGAGAGCUUUCGUUUCGGCCCUUGAUGAUCUAGUGUGGUAUACUAUUGAGAAUGGUUGGAUUGAACCAACCAAAACUAUGGAAGAUGAGGUUGUACUGAUAUGGUAUGAAUGGUUCACUGGCAAGUUUGUCACAAUAUCCAUUGAAAAUAUUCACAUGAUUGGGAAUCAGGCCAAGAGUGGUGGGGAGAGGAGGAAAAAGAGAGAAGGGGGUGUGGGUGUGUGGGGUGCCUGGUGUAUGAGGGCCAUGGAAAAAUUAUUCGUCGAUUUAUUGGCACAUCCUAUUAGUCAUCUCAUCGCACCCAAGACUUCGUUGCACGUGCUCACUAUAUAUGACCAAAAUCUUAGGCUACAUCACUUUGGUAUGGAUUGGGCUGCCGAUUCUGUUACUCACCCACACUACUUUGAUGGGAGCAACUAUGCUGGAUGGAAAGCUAAGAUGAGAGCUUUCGUUUCGGCCCUUGAUGAUCUAGUGUGGUAUACUAUUGAGAAUGCUUGGAUUGAACCAACCAAAACUAUGGAAGAUGAGGUUGUACUGAUAUGGUAUGAAUGGUUCCCUGGCAAGUUUGUCACAAUAUCCAUUGAAAAUAUUGACAUGGUAUGA
Messenger RNA from Prunus armeniaca (apricot), 918 nucleotides. The record is from the annotation of a GenBank genome assembly. NCBI's taxonomy places the organism in Eukaryota, Viridiplantae, Streptophyta, Magnoliopsida, Rosales, Rosaceae.